This is a messenger RNA of Closterium sp. Yama58-4, 1191 nucleotides long. The record is from the annotation of a GenBank genome assembly. NCBI's taxonomy places the organism in Eukaryota, Viridiplantae, Streptophyta, Zygnematophyceae, Desmidiales, Closteriaceae.
AUGAUCUUAUCACGAGGGCGGGGCCAACAACCCACUCCCGUCAGCAAUCUCCAUCCCCGUCCCCAUCCCCAUCCCCAUCCCCAUCCCCAUCCCCAUCCCCAUCCCCAUCCCCAUCCCCAUCCCCAUCCCCAUCCCCAUCCCCAUCCCCAUCCCCAUCCCUAUUUCAACUCCAUCCCCAUCCCCAUCCCCAUCCCGAUCCUCAUCCCCAUCCCCAUCCCCAUCCCCAUCCCCAUCCCCAUACCCAUCUCCCUCCCCAUCCCCAUCGCCAUCGCUGCCUGCAGGAUCGUGUCAGGCAACCAGUUCACGGGGGCCGUGCCCAUGCCAGCCUCCAAGAGCCUGGCCACGGUGGACGUGCAGAGCAACUACUUCUCCUCCGCUCCCACCCGCCCCAAGAACUGCUCCGCUGUGCGCCUCUGGCUCUUCGACAACUGCCUGCCCACCACCACCACCCUCUGUGGGCUCAACCAGGAGCAGCGAAGCAAGGAGAGCUGCACCGCGUUCUGUGGGGCCUCCUCUGCUUCCACCCCCAUGAUGCUGAGUGGCUCGGCGCUGACCUCUGCUGGCGGCGCGCUGCUGCUCACCCCCAAGGCCAACGUCAAAUGGGGCACGGCUUUCACAGCGGCGCCUCUCCCCCUCUUCUCCUACUUCAACACCAAGGCCACAUGCGGUUACCAGCUCGCCUUCAAUGCAUCCCUUGCCUUCUCGCUCGACCCGGACUCAGAGGCGGGCGGGGAUGGGCUCAUGUUUGUCGUUGCUGCGGCGAUGCCAGACCGGCUGGGAAGGGUGGGGAAGCGGAGUGUGGCAGUAGAGUUUGACUCGGUACUGAGUGUAAAGCACAGCCACCCCAACGACAACAACGUUGGUGUCAAUGUGGGCGGCUCACCUGUGUCCCUCGCCUCUGCCACGGCCCCUCUCAUCCUCAACGACGCCCACACCAAGCACGCCUGGAUCCACUACGACCCCACCAGCGUGGUGGCAGCGGUGGAGGCAGCCCACGGGAUCGCGGGCGACUGGGCGCAGGCCCCCGUGCUGUCGGUGGAGCAUCUGCGCCUCGCCCUCUCCUCCAACUGCGACGGUGGCUCGCCCACCAAGGCGCUGCAGUUCCUCCUCAACGCCACCGCGCAGGGCAAGGGCUUGCUGGAGGAGGCUGCGUACUCUCAAGGGCUGCUCUUGAAGGAAGAUCGUUGGUGA